GCUGCCGCUGCAGGUCCACCGUCUGACGGGCGGGGAGCGCUGACUGGAAGUCAUUUUGUUGCAUCGGUUGACGAGUGACGGCGUUUCGUGCCUUUGACUUUGUUUGCUUACUGUAUACGACGACCGAGUCAUUUCGGUGCAUGAAACCUAGAAGUGCAGUACAUUACAACUCGGUUGCAACCGCUUGGCGGUACUUUCAGACACACAGUUCAGUCGAAGGCUUCUACUAUGGAGUCCUGAAAAGAACAAGGUUGCCGAGCUGGUGGUGGAUAAUUGCCGUUCCAGUGAUGGAGAGAUCGAGGGUCUCACAGACGAGUUCAAGGAGCUGGAGUUCCUCAGCAUGGUCAAUGUGGGUCUCACUUCCCUGGCCAUGCUGCCAUCACUGACCAAACUGAGAAAGUUGGAGCUGAGUGACAAUAACAUUUCUGGCUCUUUGGAGAUCCUCUCUGAGAAAUGUCCCAAUCUUACAUAUCUAAACCUGAGUGGCAACAAGAUUAAAGAACUCAGCACAGUGGAAGCUCUGCAAAACUUGAAGAAUCUGAAAAGCCUGGACCUCUUUAACUGUGAGAUCACCACACUAGAGGAGUACAGGGAGAGCAUUUUUGAGCUGUUGCCUCAGAUCACAUACUUGGAUGGCUUUGAUGCAGAGGACAACGAGGCUCCUGACUCAGAGGCAGAUGAUGAUGAUGAUGAUGAGGAUGGUGAGGAAGGAGCAGGCCCUGUUGGUGAAUAUGAUGAUGAGGAUGAUGAUGAGGAAGGAUCGGAGGGUAAAGAGGUUGGACUGUCCUAUCUAAUGAAAGAUGAAAUUCAGGAUGAGGAGGAUGAUGAUGACUAUGUAGAAGAAGAGGAAGAGGAGGAAGGUGAGGAAGAGGAGGCAGACGUUCGGGGAGAGAAGCGAAAGAGAGAUGCAGAAGAUGAAGGCGAAGACGAUGAUGAAGAUGAUGACUAACCGUGUGUGUGUUUGACGCCUUGGAAACCUGAUCCAAGUUGAACAACCUUGAAAAAAAGCGUGAUCUUGCAGAUUGUUUUUCUCUUUGUAUACCAUAGAUAUAUCACUGUAGAGGCUAAGUGUUUUCUUUUGAUAAAUACAUUAUAUUAUACUAUAUAAAAGGGGUUUAUUGACAAUUCAUUUAUAGCCAUUCCAAGUUUAUGUCCCAACACGAGAAUCUUGUCAGUGUGGGUGAGUUAUGGGAGGGGAGGGGGAGGUCUGUGGGGUGCGGUUUGGGACGCUGUGUCCAAACCUACUGACCAACAGUCCGUUUCUAAAUAUGGCACUGGGACUUGAAUACUGGGAGGCGAAUUGGCACAGCAACUUUUAUCCGUACACAAUAAACUCAGCUACAUAGCUUGUGCUCAACCUGCCAGUGACUUUCCCAAGACCUCUUUGAGGAGGCGAAGAGUCGGCCUGCUCCUCAUCUACCUCUCCAGGCUGCCUCAGUCUCAGCCCACCACGGAGCAUCGAGCCAAUCAUCUCCAGCUAGCAGCCCCCUGUGUUCCCGGGUCGACCAGUCCUUGCCGAGGAAUUAGUCCAAGGCGCUCUCCGUAAGGGAUGCCUCCUCUUGAUUCAGUAAAGGUAUUGUAGACCAGGCUUGCUCAAAUUGACAGCCAAGACGGUAUGUGAUCUCAUGAAUUUUAAAAUGUGAUAUAUGUAAAUGCAAUGUAAAGUAACUGAAAAUGAGGAAGGAGAUCGGGGUAGGGGUAACAAGUUGUUAUCCAAUUUUAAUCUUAGUCUUUUUUAAGAUAGAAAGACCACAGGGAUAAUAAAAUCAACUGAUAAGCAGUUUAAUCAGCAGUUUACCCUUCCUCAAAUAUCCUGGAGAAUUUAGUAAAGUUUGACUCCAAAAUCAUGCUAUGUCAAGAGCAAAGCGAUAGUCAGAAUUUGUUCCUAUAAGAGAGCUGGAAAUUUCUCGUAACAUUCAGGUUCAAUGGCUUUGUUGGAUUAAAUCGUACCCUUAAGUACCUUUAUACCUAUGUCUUGCUGUGGAAACAGGUUAGUUUCUACCUUUUGUGGGGGUAUUUUACAGAGUAAUACCUUUAAUCUAAUGUUCGUAUGGCAAUAUGUACAGUAUAUAGUAUCUGUUCCAGCAGGUCGGUGUUAGUGUUUUUUGUUUUGUUUUGUUUUUUGUUUGUUUGUUUUGGUUUUUUUUUUUUUUUUUUUUUUUUUUUUUUUAAUUAACUAUUUGGUUAAUUGUUUUAUUACAAAGCACAGGUCAGAGGACUAAAGUCCCUAGACGCAGGUCGCCUGUUUUAUUUUUCAGUACUUGGCUGUUGUGCGAGUGUUGUGUUUGGGGUUUUAUGUGAUGUAAACCUCUAUGGAGGGAUUAGUUGUUUUGUUGUUGGGUUUUGAUGUUUGAUUUCUUUCUUCUUUUUUUCUUGUUCCUGUCUUUUUUCCUUUCUUUUUUUUGGAAAAAAUAAACAUGAAAGAUGACAUGCUUUGAGAUAAAUGA
Messenger RNA from Pygocentrus nattereri (red-bellied piranha), 2447 nucleotides. RefSeq names its product acidic (leucine-rich) nuclear phosphoprotein 32 family, member E (gene anp32e). Gene Ontology annotation, biological process: regulation of apoptotic process. Gene Ontology annotation, molecular function: phosphatase inhibitor activity; histone binding. The coding region runs from base 341 to 949 and encodes 202 amino acids. The transcript is spliced from 7 exons. The record is from RefSeq and is a predicted model, not a curated record. Gene Ontology annotation, cellular component: nucleus. Lineage: Eukaryota; Metazoa; Chordata; Actinopteri; Characiformes; Serrasalmidae.